AUGGCUUCCAGUCCGAGGAAUUACGAGCGAGAGGCUCAGGACGCAGUCUCUUCGCACUCUGCGACAGAGGCAGCGGCUCCCACACAGGAACAACAGCAGCAGCGAGCGGCAGUCAGCCGGCUGGGCAGCCAGCCAGGCAGGCAAGCAAGCAGGCAGGUGGGCCCCCAGAUGAGAGAGGAGCCUGAAUUGGCACCCAAGUGGGCGGAGCCACCGCCACCUGUUCCCGCCCCCCGGAAGUCAAGGGGCGGGACAGGAAGUAUAAAAGCCAGGCCCCAGCACUCAGUUGGAGCCCAGCGGCCGGAGAGGCCAGACGUGCCGGUGCGAGCUCUGGCUAGACCGAGCCUUCCCAGAGCCAGGUACCCCGACGCGGACGGACCGAGCCUCCCCAGAGCCAGAUACCCAGACGCCGGCCGACCGGACCUCCCCAGAGCCAGGUACCCCGAAGUGGAGUGGCCGAGCCUGCCCCGAGCACGGUACCUCGAGGGGGAGCCCGAGCGCCCCCCUGACCCGAGACCGGAGGAGCAGCCCGACCCAGACGACCCUCUGCGAGCUGAGGAACCCAUGGUGUGGGACCCCGCUGCCGAGCCCAGCGAUGAGCAGGUACCAAUGGAGGGGGAAAUGGAAAGUAGCCCGGGGGUAGCUGACCCCAGUCUGGCUACAACAGAGGAGCCAAUGUCGGUGUGUUGCGGUCAGGACCCCACCGACACAGCGGCAGACUGACUGCCGCUCUUAGGGCCCCGGGCUGGGACACAGUGGAGUGGGUGGGCCUGUGUCCCCCCUGCCACCCCACUUACGGGUGGCAGCCUCCCUCUCCAGCCAGCGUUCCGGCAUCGCAAGUGAACUAUUGUUUGUUGCCCCGCCCUGACUAAGGGCCUGGGGCGUCCUGAGCUUGUUAGUGCUCAGCUCCUGCGACCCGGAUCUG
Molecule: messenger RNA, 922 nt
Organism: Trachemys scripta elegans
Lineage: Eukaryota; Metazoa; Chordata; Testudines; Emydidae
Product: translation initiation factor IF-2-like
Exons: 4
Coding region: 1-720 (239 amino acids)
Source: RefSeq, a predicted model, not a curated record